Molecule: messenger RNA, 375 nt
Organism: Lytechinus variegatus (green sea urchin)
Lineage: Eukaryota; Metazoa; Echinodermata; Echinoidea; Temnopleuroida; Toxopneustidae
Exons: 1
Coding region: 1-375 (124 amino acids)
Source: RefSeq, a predicted model, not a curated record
AUGGUUAAGGCUAAAAAGUGGUCCCAGAAAUUUAGGGAGGAGAUUGUAGCUUUGCACAAGAAAGAGAAUGGCUACAAGAAGACAUCCAAGCUCUUGAAUGUCCCCAUAUACAGUGACACUGUUGGGAGCAUCAAUCGUAAGUUCAGAGCCACUGGUGCUACAGAUACAAAAAAUGGUCGUGGACGAAAGAGGAAGUUUUCAGCAGCUGCAGCAAGGUUCAUGAGAAGACAAGUGGACAAGAACCCCAAGGUUUACAGCAAAGGAGCUGAAGGAGGACCGGCUAAAGGGGGCACAGAGGUUUCUGUGGACACAGUGCACCAAACACUUCAUGCUGAAGGCCUGAGGGCAAGAAUCCCUGAGGGCAAGAAUCCCUAG